Messenger RNA from Molossus molossus (Pallas's mastiff bat), 276 nucleotides. RefSeq names its product proline, histidine and glycine rich 1 (gene PHGR1). Bases 1 to 276 code for a protein of 91 amino acids. The record is from RefSeq and is a predicted model, not a curated record. Lineage: Eukaryota; Metazoa; Chordata; Mammalia; Chiroptera; Molossidae. The transcript is spliced from 3 exons.
AUGUGCCUGCUGGGCACCUUCCACCUCUGCUCCGAGAUCCUCGCAAGGGUCCUGAGCGGCACACCUGGGGACAGGAGCGCUCACCCAGGACACUCAGCGCCCCCUCCAGGACACGCAGUACCCCCUCCAGGACACUCAGCGCCCCCUCCAGGACACAGACACACAGCGCCCCCUCCAGGACACGCAGCGCCCCCUCCAGGACACACAGCGCCCCCUCCAGGACACGCAGCGCCCCCUCCAGGACACGCAGCGCCCCUGAGAGCUCACAGCCCCUGA